Messenger RNA from Triticum aestivum (bread wheat), 2033 nucleotides. RefSeq names its product F-box/FBD/LRR-repeat protein At1g13570. The coding region runs from base 86 to 1636 and encodes 516 amino acids. Lineage: Eukaryota; Viridiplantae; Streptophyta; Magnoliopsida; Poales; Poaceae. Gene Ontology annotation, molecular function: protein binding. The record is from RefSeq and is a predicted model, not a curated record. The transcript has 3 exons.
UCCACUUCACACACAGCACGCCACGCCCAAAAAGAAAGCCCAAGCCCUCAUCCCCACCGCAGCGCUUCCGGCGGCGGCGGCGGCCAUGGAGGCGGCCAUGGCGGAGUUCGAGUGCCUCGGGUCGCUCGGUCCCAUCACCGCUGUGACGAACGAGUUCCUGCGCGAGCAGACUCCGCACAACGAGAACGAGUAUGAAGAGCAAGUCCGCCGCCUGUACGACCCCGCCGCCUACGCCAUCCCCGUCCGCCCGCCCGUCUCCGCCGCCGCCAGCCUCUUCGCCCUGCCACCCGACGACGACGUCGACCGCGUCAGCCGCCUCCCCGAUGCGCUCCUCCGCGACGUCGUCUCCCGCCUCCCCGUCAAGGACGCCGCGCGCACCGCCGCGCUCUCCCACCGCUGGCGCGGGGUCUGGCGCUCCACGCCGCUCGUCCUCCACGACGUCGACCUCCUCCCCGACACCUCCGCCGUGUCCCGCGUCCUCGACGCGCAUCCGGGGCCCUUCCGCUGCGUCUACCUCACCAGCACCCUCGCGGAGGGCUUCCGUGGCCUGCUCGCGCGCUGGCUCCGGCUCCUCGCCGCCAAGGGCAUCCAGGAGCUCGUCCUCGUCAACGCCCGCUGGCCACUCGACUACGUUCUCCCCGCCAGCCUCCUGGGCCUGACCACCCUCACCCGCCUCUACCUCGGCAUGUGGAGGUUCCCCGACACGGCCGGCCUCCCGCGCGCCACCUGCUUCCGCAAUCUCCGUGACCUCGGCCUCUACAACGUGCUGGUGGAGAGAAGGGAUCUGGACUUCAUCCUCGACAGGAGCCCCGUGCUGGAGACGCUCUGUCUCCAGGGCAAUGUGCUCAAGCUCCGCAUCCGGCUCGUCAGCCAAAGCCUCCGGUGCGUGCAGAUCAUCGGGUGCUUCAUCGAAGAGAUCUUCGUGUUGGACGCCCCAAAUCUUGAGCGGUUCAUCUAUUCAGAUGCUUGGCACCCUGUUGGCAACUGCACCACCACGGUCAAGAUCGGCCAUGCCCCCAAGCUGCACUUGUUGGGAUACUUGGCGUUGGACCCAAGAAAGCAUGUCCUAGAUGUGGGCAACACCAUCAUCAAGGCUGGGAUAGGGAUGAGCCCAAGCACCAUGCUACAAGGUGUGAAAAUCCUGGCUUUGGAGGUGCGUUUCGCAGUCCGCAAUGAUGUCAAGAUGAUCCCCAAUGUCCUCAGAUGCUUUCCGAAUGUUGAGACGCUCCAUAUCAUGUCUGGAAAAGAUGAUCAAUCCACUGGCAAGCUCAACCUGAGGUUCUGGCACAAGUCAGGUACCAUAGAAUGCAUACGGUCGCGCAUCAAGCUGCUGGUUGUCCGGGAUUUCAAAGGGGGUCGAAGCGAGAUGGCCUUCCUCAAAUUCUUCUUUCAGAGUGCGUUGGUGCUGGAGGAGGUGGUGAUUCUGUUGCCCGAUGAUCCGACGGAUCGUAUGUGUCGCAAGGUGGUGUCCCUGAGGCACAUUGAACGGGCCAGUGAAGCGUCCGUACUGUGGGCAAGCCAGUCUGUUCCUGAAGGCUUCGUUCGGAGCAUCGAGAGAGCGUCUGAUUUCUCCCUCGGUGACCCUUUUGCCAACUACUGUCCCAUUGGGUUGCAAUCGCCUCGGCUAUCAUCAUGAGGAGUAAGUUUGCUCUGGAAGCUGUUAGUGUUCUGUUACUGCAGUGUGUGCACCAAGGGUAGACAGCCGUUAGAGAUGUGUUUUCAGUGUCAGCCGUUAGAGAUGUGUUUUCAGUGACUGAAGAUUCGCCCUGCCUCUUGUCCGUGUUUAGCCUGAUUAGCUUCAGUGUCGAAGUUAGCAGUAUAAUUGUUGAUGCACAUUCACGACUACCAUUUUGUCGCGACCAUUGUUCUGCUUGCUGGCAAUUACAGACCACCGUGUCUGCGUUUCAUGUAAUUUCAUUAGCUAGGCCGUGAUCUGGUGACGGUGGUGUUACAUUGCACGGUUUUGAUUAAAAGAUGUUUAUUGUGACAAUGGUGUUACAUUGCAUGGUUUUGGCUAAAAAAUGCCUGUUAUG